AUGGUUGAGAAAGACGACAUUGCAUUCCACACCGGACCUGAACUAUUAGGGGGUUCUUUGAAGGGGGACACUAAGACCUCUUUGGAGGAUGUCGGGCCAAAAGAAGCCGUUGAUGAUCUCGCCGAGCCCGAAGACACCGCCCGCAACAUUGGCUUUUGGGAAGCGCUCACACAUCGAAAACGCCCGAGGGAUCCCGACGCCAUCGCCACCGAGCGCAGCGUUUUCGAUAACCCCGAGCUGGCACAGUUCUACCAGCCCGGUCCGGAUUAUGAGAAUUUACAUCGAUAUGAUCCCCAGGAGCGUUGGACCUUCAGCGAAGAGCAAGCUGUCCACCGCAAGACCGACUACAAAAUAUUCAUUUGGAUCUUAGUCAUGUUCUUCGGACUCAAUAUUGACAGAGGAAACCUUGGCAACGCGGCCGCCGACAAUUUGCUUGGGGACAUCAACAUCAACACCAACGACCACAAUGAUGCGCAGAGCAUGUAUCGAGUUGGCUUCCUGAUUGCCGAGAUACCGUCUCAGAUGGUUGGAAAGUGGCUUGGACCGGACCGAUGGAUUCCUGUCCAAAUCAUCCUGUGGAGCAUAGCAUCCGGCGGCCAAUUCUUCAUGCACAAUCGGGCCGGGUUCUUAGCCUGUCGUUUCUUCAUCGGCUUGUUCAUGGGCGGUUUCAUCUCUGACUCCAUUCUCUAUCUGUCAUAUUUCUACAAGAAGACAGAAAUGCCGGUUCGCUUGGCUCUCUUCUGGUUCGUCGAUUCCAUGUCGGGAGUUGUUGCGUCGUUUUUGGCAUACGGGAUCUUGCACAUGCGCGGCGUCGCGGGAAUAGAGGGUUGGAGAUGGCUGUUCUUGCUGGAAGCACUUGUCAGCUUGGUUAUUGGCAUUCUCAGUUUCCUCUUCCUGGUUCCCGGACCAACGCAAACAAUGACGUGGUGGAAUCCACACGGCUAUUUCACGGAGCGCGAGGAAAAGAUCAUCGUCAACAGGGUCCUGAGAGAUGAUCCGUCGAAGAGCGACAUGCAUAACCGAGAGCCCAUCACCUUGCCAAUGUCGUGGAAAAGUCUCAAAGACUAUGAUCUUUGGCCGAUCUAUCUCAUUGGUAUCCUCUUCGAGAUUCCGACCGCACCUCCCAAGACAUAUCUCACGUUGUCUCUCAAAGCGCUCGGGUUCACCACUUUCAACACCACUCUUCUCACGAUUCCGGUUACCAUCUUUGCAGCCAUAAACAUGCUUUGGGUCACAUAUUUGACUGAACGCUUUCACCAAAGUAUCAUCGGUCUUCUUGCCCAGAAAUGGGUACUGCCACUGCUCAUCGUCGAGUACACGUCCAUCACGGAGCUAUCAUCCUGGGGCCAGUACGCGCUAACGUUUAUCAUUCUUGGUCAACCUUCAGCACACGCGGCCCAAGUCGGCUGGUGUUCUCGACUGUCCAAUGCAGUCCGCACCAGAACUGUCAGCGCUGCGAUUUACAACAUUACCAUACAACUUUCUGGAAUCGCCUCAUCCAACAUGUAUCGUGAAGACGACAAGCCCCACUAUCGUCGAGGAAAUAUGAACCUGAUUGCAAUUACUGUUGGCACAAUAGUAGACGAAGAGAAGGUUUGGUGUCUUCAGAAUAGCCACGAUGAGGGCAACAAGCGCUUGGACUUUUUGUUUGACAGCUAG
This is a messenger RNA of Diaporthe citri, 1659 nucleotides long. RefSeq lists its product as uncharacterized. Gene Ontology annotation, molecular function: transmembrane transporter activity. Bases 1 to 1659 code for a protein of 552 amino acids. The record is from RefSeq and is a predicted model, not a curated record. Gene Ontology annotation, biological process: transmembrane transport. The transcript is spliced from 2 exons. NCBI's taxonomy places the organism in Eukaryota, Fungi, Ascomycota, Sordariomycetes, Diaporthales, Diaporthaceae. Gene Ontology annotation, cellular component: membrane.